This is a messenger RNA of Micropterus salmoides (largemouth bass), 1344 nucleotides long. RefSeq names its product pejvakin (gene pjvk). The record is from RefSeq and is a predicted model, not a curated record. Lineage: Eukaryota; Metazoa; Chordata; Actinopteri; Centrarchiformes; Centrarchidae. The transcript has 6 exons. Gene Ontology annotation, cellular component: cytoplasm. Bases 1 to 1113 code for a protein of 370 amino acids. Gene Ontology annotation, biological process: programmed cell death.
AUGUUCGCAGCAGCCACUAAGAACUUUGUGAAGCAGGUUGGAGACACAGGGAAGUUGAUCCCCGUCCCGGGCCUGAGCGAGGCCGACCGCUAUCAGCCACUCAGUCUCGUGACCAGGAAGAGGAAGAAGCAUUUCUGGAAGAAGAACAAGUACGCCUCGACCCCCUUCUCACUGAAAGACAUCCUGGUAGGGGAGAAAGAGAUCACAGCAGGAGUGUCUUCUUAUCAGCUGCUCAACUAUGAGGACAAGUCAGAUGUAGCCCUCAACGGUCGAUUAGGAAACCACCUCAUCAACGAUGUGGGGUUCAACAUCAGCGGAUCAGACUCUGUGGCUGUCAAAGCCUCCUUCGGCAUUGUGACCAAACACGAGCUGGAAGUGCCUACUUUACUGCGUGAACUCAACUCUAGGAAAGUUGACUUGGAUCACUGCCUGGUUCGACAGUCCAAGGAGAGCGGACGGACCGUUCUCUGUGUCGUGGUAGAGAGCAUCCGCACCACACGUCAAUGUUCUCUGACUGUCCACGCUGGAAUGAGAGGGACUACCAUGAGGUUUCAGAUUGACGACGGCAGAAAUCCCAAAGGUCGAGACAAGGCCAUCAUCAUCCCUGCUCACACCACCAUUGCCUUCAGCAUCUGCGAGCUGUUUGUUCGACUGGACGGGCGCCUAGAUAUCUGUGUAGCCCCAGAGUCGCAAGGGGGAUUUGAGCGGGAGCAGAUCAGGGAACAGCUUGGUGGUUUCAUCGGUCACUUCUCCAUGGGUCGAUUGCGCCGGUUCCUGUCUGGCAUUGUCUAUGGAAACCCCUUCAGAGCAGAUAACAGAACGUUUGAGGAGCUCACCCACUCUGACACCUACAUGGACGACAUGGUUACCGACUACUAUGAGAAAGCCGCCAGCAUGACGGACGUGUCCACUGCUUACCUGAGAGACAGCACCCACACACGGGUCAACCUCCUCAAACACAACAUCCCCAAGGGGCCCUGUGCCCUCUGCGGCAUGGGUAACCAGAAGCGGGAAACUGUUUACGGCUGUCUGGAGUGCUCAUCUGCAGGCCUGAAAUAUGUUCGGCUGCACGUGGUGCCCUGUUUCGACCUCUGGCACAAAACGAUGAGGUGAAAAAGAGAAGUGCUUACACUGUGAGAAACUUUGUUUAUCAGUUGUUUUUCUGUUGGUGCAAGAUACUACAUGUGUAACUGUUUACAAAGCUGUUUUUGAGAUAUUUAUUCCUGUAGUCCAAGUCCUGAAAACAGGACAUGGGCAUGACUAUGUACAACGCCUUGUGCCGUUACCUCAGCAACAGCUAACUGUUAUUCUAAAAGAUACAAAUAAACUUUGUGUUAUCUCUUA